Messenger RNA from Styela clava, 2049 nucleotides. RefSeq lists its product as uncharacterized. The record is from RefSeq and is a predicted model, not a curated record. Lineage: Eukaryota; Metazoa; Chordata; Ascidiacea; Stolidobranchia; Styelidae.
AUCUUUUAAAACUUCAGAAAAUUCUUCUUUUGACUAAAUGAGCUUACAUUUUGAUUAAAAGAUUAGAAUUGUUAAAGGAUAGAGUAUAUAUGUCAGUACAUGAUAUGAUACAAAAUGCCAAAUAGUACCUCACAUCUCGAAGAAAGUGGAGUUUGGUGUGGAGAAGAAGACAGUGGAGGCGAAUUCAAUGAAAUUGGUACCGGACAAAGAUCUUCUUCAAAGAUUAAAAAUGUUUUGAACAAGCACAGUGGAGGAUCUGUCGACGCUUCGGAAGAUGUACAAAUAGUAGACGUAAAAGAAAUUGAACCGACACAAAAAUACCGAUCAAGAAGCAAUUCCCAUCAAAAAUUCAAAAGAAGUUUUAAAAGAAAAUCCUCUAAACGAGGAACGAACGAUUCUGUCAAAAUACCAGUUCUUUCAAGAAAACGAAGAUCGUCAUCAUUUUCAAAAGUCUUCAACUACAAUCGCAGGGCUGAAAUUACCGGUCGAGGGUCAUCUUUUGGAAUUAAAAGAAUGCCGAGGGCAAAUGCAAUUGAAGUCGAUGAUGAUGACGUGAUGUGGCCAGAUCCUGGAAUGUUUAAAUCAAGCAGUUCCCAGAAGUCAUCGCAUGCAAAUGCAAGACGAACUAGAUCUUCAACAACAACCUGUUUAACAUCGGCGACUACAAAAAGUAGCGCAGGUUCAACCAUCAAUGAUUCAACACUUCUGAGAAGAGCUUAUAACUUUCCUGGUAAAACGAAAAUGUACGAUCGAGAACACUCCACUGCAAAUAACACAUUUUCUCGAUCUAUCACGUCACGACCAUCGCUUGCGUCAUCAGUAAUUAGAGAAUCAGAACUCUAUCCUCGAGGAUACAAUAGAUCAUCCGUAUUUUAUUCGGAAGACAAGACUUCAUACGAUUUUGAUGCGAGCCCAACCAUCGAAAAGCAAGACAUUGUAAAGGGAGAUGAUAUAGAAAAAAUGGUUGAAAGCAUUAACAUGCGAAACUUUGAAGAAAACGACGAGGAACGAACACCUAAAACAAUCAGAAUCAAGUGGCUGAUUCGACGGCUUAACUGUCUGUAUAUUACAACUAUAUUCUUCGUCGUCAUCUGCUUACUACUUCUUGGUCUAACAAUCUGGCUUAUUCAAGACGGCAAUAAUUUGAGAUUGAGUCUACACGAAUUAAAUGUGUUAAUACGCCAAAGUAGCAACCAAUUUAUAGUUGAUCCAUCGCCAAAUACCAUUGCGAAGUAUUCGUCGGUGAAUGAUAAUAUGACGGAAAUCGUUUAACUCUAGAUUAUUCAUAACAAAAGUCAUAGAUAUUUUAGUGAUUUUUAUUUCCUUUUUUUAAGUCAAAAGUUUGACAAAGAUUGAUUUGUACAGUGCGUAGUUUAUUUGCGAAUAUAUAUUUCAGGAACGCAAAAUUUAUUUCAAGAAAUGUAAUGAUAGAAUGUAACGCAUUUAGAAAAAACUGUUAAGUUUAUAAUUUUUUACCUAACAGUACCACAAUCAACAUUAUAUCGUUUUUAUUUCAUAUUUAUUUUGGGAAUUUGUGAUAGAGAAGUGCAUGAGCUGCGUAAUUGAUGAUAUCCCUGUAACGAUUAUCCCAAGUUUUGUGAUUAACGUUAAUGUGUAACGAACGAAGAAGGCAAAGAUGUAGCACCAGGAGAGAAAAAUUUAUGAAAUGCGGUUUCAUACAGGAACAGAAAAACCCCUAGAAUAUGACGAUACAGUAUGAGUUAAAACUUUAGUUGAUUAACUAUCAUGAGCCACGUUUUAAUUGAACACGAAGUGGACCUAUGAAUCGUUUUGGUAUUGCACAAGAAGUGUACAUAUGGAUAGUUAUGUUAUUAUGGUAUUUUUUAUCAUGUUGUUAGUUUAGUUUUCUUUUUUUCUCCUUCUUGUUGGAAAAAAGACCUGCUUUUUUAUUAACUACUGGACCAAUUGCUUUGAAAUUGUCAGUGAUUAAAAAAUUACAUUAAAAUUUUAUUUGUUAUUUGUUUUUCACUUCUACAUUUCGUGUGAUGACCUCAAAAUCAAUAAACAUUAUUUGUAGCGGUUCGUUGA